AUCCUGCUCUUCUCGCCUGGCUAUGGCAUCCCGCGGCUUUACUACAGCGUGCUCGCCGCCGCCAUUGCCAGCGAGGGCUUCACAGUCGUCACCAUCGACCACCCGGGGGACGCCAACAUCAUCACCUAUCCCGAUGGCCACGCAGUCUACGCCAACGACACGUCCUCCGUCAUAGAGAUCAUACAGCAGCACCUGCUCGUGCGCGCCGCCGACGUGACUUCUGUCAUCGACCAGCUGAGCAACGCGACCGCGAUGGCUGCGCUGCUCCCCCAGCGCGGAUACCGGCCGUUCCCGACGGACCGCAUCGCCAUGCUGGGACACUCGCUCGGUGGCGCCACAGCCGUCACCGCCGCGGGCAAGGACGACCGGCUGCGCGGCGCCAUCAACUGGGAUGGCACCCUGUAUGAGCCGCUGCCCGCGUCGGGGCUGUCGCAGCCCGUGCUGUUUAUCGCGCAUGGCACGGCCGACGACGACAGCUGGACGCAGGCGUGGCCGCUGCUCACGGGGCCCAAGCUGUGGCUCACCAUCAACGAGACGCAGCACCAGACGUUCUCGGACGUGCCCACGCUUUUGCAAGCGGCGGGCCAGAAUGCAACGGCAUACGCGGACCUGCUGGGCACGAUUGCACCGGCCGAGAUGGUGCGCAUCCUCACGGCGUACACGACGGCGUGGAUGAAGGGCUCUUUUGCAGGCAGGCAGGGAGGGCCGCUGCUGGACGGGCGGGAGCAGGCCAAGUAUCCAGAGGUGUCGACUGUGAUGAAGGCCAACUUCUGA
Acaromyces ingoldii is the source of this 774-nucleotide messenger RNA. RefSeq lists its product as hypothetical. Gene Ontology annotation, molecular function: 1-alkyl-2-acetylglycerophosphocholine esterase activity. The record is from RefSeq and is a predicted model, not a curated record. The annotation marks the transcript as partial. NCBI's taxonomy places the organism in Eukaryota, Fungi, Basidiomycota, Exobasidiomycetes, Exobasidiales, Cryptobasidiaceae. The transcript has a single exon.